Molecule: messenger RNA, 4118 nt
Organism: Protobothrops mucrosquamatus (brown spotted pit viper)
Lineage: Eukaryota; Metazoa; Chordata; Lepidosauria; Squamata; Viperidae
Gene: DOCK10
Product: dedicator of cytokinesis 10
Exons: 37
Biological process (GO): small GTPase-mediated signal transduction; regulation of cell migration; dendritic spine morphogenesis
Molecular function (GO): guanyl-nucleotide exchange factor activity
Source: RefSeq, a predicted model, not a curated record
UUUCAGAUAAAAAUUGAGCUGCCAACAAAACUUCAUAAGAAACAUCAUAUUCUGUUUUCAUUUUAUCAUGUUACCUGUGACAUAAAUGCAAAAGCUAAUACCAAAAAGAAAGAGGCCCUGGAAACCUCAGUGGGAUAUGCUUGGCUGCCUUUGCUGAAAGAUGAUCAACUAAUAUCUCGAGAACAUAGCAUACCAGUGGCAACCAUUCUACCUCCCUCUUAUUUAAAUCUUCAGGAUCCUGCAGUUGGGAAGCAGAGUGGAAGUGAUAUUAAGUGGGUCGAUGGAGGAAAGCCACUCUUCAAAGUGUCACUGUUUACUGUGUCCACUGUUUACACUCAGGAUCCAUAUCUGAAUAGAUUUUUUCUACAGUGCCAGAAAAGAAAAAGAGAUUUCUCACAGCCACCUACCUCAAGUUUUAUCAUCUCCUGUAAGAAUUUACUUAAAAUUGAGAAGAUCCAUGUCAUUGUGAAUUUUCUUCCUGUGAUUCUGAAUCAGCUGUUCUGGGUUCUUAUACAAAACAAAGAGGAUGAGGUAACAACUGCUAUGACCAGGGUCUUUACUGAUAUUGUGGCCAAGUUCCAUGAAGAAAAAUUAGAUCACUAUAUUCAAUCAUAUAUAAAGUAUGUAUUCAAAACUAAGACAUUUGAAGAACGGACUGUUCAUGAAGAACUGGCCAAGAGUAUGACUGAUCUGUUGCAGUCAAAUGAUCAAAGGACUGUGAAGCUUGUUCUGAAGCACACCUGGUUCUUUUUUGCAAUUAUAUUAAAAUCAAUGGCACAGCAUUUGGUUUAUACAAAGAGAGUACAGAUUACUCGUGCUCAGAGGUUUCCAGAAUCAUACAAAACUGAACUAGAUAAACUUGUAAUGAACAUAUCAGAUCAUGUUAUUUGGAAACACAGAGAAGCUUUUGAAGAGACAAAGAAUGCAAGCCACAGCGUUGGAAGGUUUCUGAAGCGAUGUUUCACAUUUAUGGAUCGUGGAUUUGUAUUUAAAUUAAUCAAUAACUAUAUAAGCAUGUUUGGACCAGGUGAUGACAAGAUUUUGUUCCAGUAUAAAUUUGAUUUUCUUGAAGAAGUAUGUAACUAUGAACACUUCAUUCCUCUCUGCCUACCCCUGAAGUCUGCAAACAUUCCAGAUCCAAUCACACCAUCAGAAACAACCCAGCAGUUUCAUGCAUCAGAUGUUCCUGAAUAUAUUGUGACAAAUGAAUUUUGCCGGAAGCAUUUUUUAAUUGGAUUACUUCUUCGAGAGGUUGGGUUCGCACUCCAAGAAGACCAGGAUAUCAGACACAUGGCCCUAGCCAUGCUCAAAAAUCUGAUGGCAAAACAUUCAUUUGAUGAUCGAUAUAGCGAUCCGGAGAAGCAGGCAAAAAUAGCAACCUUGUAUAUGCCUCUUUAUGGGAUGCUUUUGGACAAUAUGCCAAGGAUAUAUCUGAAAGAUAUGUUUUUAUUCAAUAUAAAUACAUCUAAUCAGGGAUCUAGAGAUGAUUUGAGCACCACUGUAGGAUUUCAGAGUCAGACAACAAUGAAACAUGCAAAUUCAGUUGAUACUUCUUUCUCCAAAGAUGUUCUUAAUUCAAUUGCAGCUUUUUCAUCAAUAGUUAUUCCUGCAGCAAACCGUGCUGACUCCAGAGGUUCCCUUGGAAGUCUUGACUCUAACCCAAGUACCAAUGAAAAGAACAGUGAAAUAAAUGAAGCCUGUGAGAAGAUUGUAAGGCCAUUGUCUCUGAUUGGAUCAGCUCUUCGUUUUGACAAAUUAGAUCAAGCAGAAACAAGAAGUCUCUUAAUGUGUUUUCUUCAUAUUAUGAAAACAGUUUCAGAAGAUACACUGAUCUCCUACUGGCAGAGGGCACCAUUUACAGAAAUAACAGAUUUUUUCAGCAUUUUAGAGGUUUGCCUUCAGAAUUUCAGAUAUCUAGGAAAACGAAAUAUAGUAAGGAAAAUUGCUGCUGCAGUUAAGUUUGUUCAGACCACCCGGAAUAAUGGAACAUUGAAAGGCUCCAGUUCAUCCUGUCAAACCUCUGGACUUCUGCCACAGUGCCAGUUUUUUCCAUCAGCAUUCUUCCAAGGGCAAGCUGACUUGUGUGGCUCAUUUUGUUAUGAGAUUCUUAAGUGUUGUAAUCACAGAUCACAGUCAACACAGAUGGAAGCCUCUGCUCUGCUUUAUUUUUUCAUGAGAAAGAACUUUGAAUUUAAUAAGCAAAAGUCAAUAGUAAGGUCCCAUUUGCAGCUCAUCAAGGCUGUAAGCCAACUGAUUGCAGAUGCAGGAAUUGGAGGUUCUCGAUUUCAGCAUUCUCUGGCAAUUACAAAUAAUUUUGCUAAUGGAGACAAACAGAUGAAAAACAGUAACUUCCCAGCAGAAGUGAAAGACUUGACCAAACGCAUAAGAACAGUUUUAAUGGCUACGGCUCAAAUGAAGGAACAUGAGAAGGAUCCUGAGAUGCUGGUGGACUUACAGUACAGCUUGGCAAAUUCAUAUGCAAGUACACCUGAAUUACGUAGGACCUGGUUGGAGAGUAUGGCCAAAAUUCAUGCAAGAAAUGGAGACUUAUCUGAGGCUGCAAUGUGCUACAUCCAUAUAGCUGCCCUUAUUGCUGAAUAUCUGAAGAGAAAGGGUUACUGGAAAAUGGAAAAGAUUUGUACCUCUCGCCUGUUCCUGGAAGAUGCUGAACUCUCUGAUAAUAAUAUCUUACUAACAACUCACCUUGGAGGAAGCUUGUUUUCUAUGGGAUGGCCAGCUUUUCUCAAUAUUACACCAAAUAUUAAAGAAGAAGGAGCAAUGAAAGAAGACUCUGGAAUGCAAGAUACACCAUACAAUGAGGACAUCCUUGUGAAACAGCUGGAAUUAUGUGUUGACUAUCUCUGGAAAUGUGAAAGAUACGAACUCAUUGCUGAAGUAAACAAGCCAGUCAUUGCAGUAUUUGAGAAACAAAGAGAUUUCAAAAGGCUGUCAGAAUUGUACUAUGACAUCCAUAGAUCCUAUCUGAAAGUCGCAGAAGUUGUGAAUUCUGAAAAGCGCUUAUUUGGACGAUACUACCGUGUGGCAUUUUAUGGCCAAGCUGUGGGCUUUUUUGAAGAGGAAGAGGGUAAGGAAUAUAUUUACAAAGAGCCCAAAUUAACAGGCCUAUCUGAGAUCUCUCAGCGACUGAUGAAACUUUAUGCAGACAAGUUUGGAGCAGACAAUGUGAAGAUAAUCCAAGAUUCCAAUAAGGUUAACCCGAAAGACCUAGAUCCUAAAUAUGCAUAUAUCCAAGUAACCUAUGUCACACCCUUCUUUGAAGAGAAAGAAGCCGGAGAACGUAAGACUGACUUUGAAAUGCAUCACAAUAUCAACCACUUUGUGUUUGAAACGCCGUUCACCUUGUCAGGAAAGAAGCAUGGGGGCGUAGAAGAGCAAUGCAAAAGACGGACAAUUUUGACAACUAGCCAUUUAUUUCCAUACGUGAAGAAAAGGAUACAAGUCGUAAAUCAGACCAGCACAGAACUGAACCCCAUAGAAGUAGCUAUUGAUGAGAUGUCCAAAAAAAUUUCAGAACUCAAACAGCUUUGCACAAUGGAAGAGGUAGAUAUGAUUCGACUCCAGCUGAAGCUACAAGGAAGUGUCAGUGUCAAGGUAAAUGCAGGACCAAUGGCUUAUGCUCGAGCAUUUCUUGAAGAAACCAAUGCUAAGAAGUACCCAGAUAACCAAGUUAAACUUCUGAAAGAAAUCUUCAGACAAUUUGCAGAAGCAUGUGGACAAGCUCUUGAAGUUAAUGAACGCCUUAUUAAGGAGGAUCAGCUGGAAUAUCAGGAAGAAAUGAAAUCUCAUUACAGGAACAUGCUCAGUGAGCUCUCAGAGAUUAUGAAUGAACAGCUCUGUCAUGGUCAGUGCUUAUACAACUUUUCUGCUUCACUGUCUAACAUUUCCCUCAAUACCAUAGCCAAAAGUGAUCACUUACAAGGAGGAUUCUGCAAAGCGUCCAGGAGUGGAAACACCUUAUUCCCAUGCAAUCAGUAGAACAAUCACUGCCCCACCUGGAUCACUUUCAUCAAAUGCAGAUAUUUCGUAACUGCCUUUGAUUAUGAACUGGAUAAUUUUGGCGCUAUUUUGCAAAACAAUGUAGGCAAAUCCUGGAGGAU